Eutrema salsugineum is the source of this 1554-nucleotide messenger RNA. RefSeq names its product probable N-acetyl-gamma-glutamyl-phosphate reductase, chloroplastic. The record is from RefSeq and is a predicted model, not a curated record. NCBI's taxonomy places the organism in Eukaryota, Viridiplantae, Streptophyta, Magnoliopsida, Brassicales, Brassicaceae. Gene Ontology annotation, molecular function: N-acetyl-gamma-glutamyl-phosphate reductase (NADP+) activity; NAD binding; protein dimerization activity. Gene Ontology annotation, biological process: L-arginine biosynthetic process.
CUCGCUUAAGGGCUUAUGCAAUUUUCAGUUCACGACAAGGACUCCAUAAUCCAAUCCAAGAAUGACUGGUGCGUCCACUUUUAGUUCAUGUUUCUUCGAACGAGGAUGCUGUUUCAAGGGAGAAAGGAAGAUUCGUGUAGUGGAUAAGCGAGUCAAGAGGCUUACUUUGGGAUCUCAUGUGGCUUCUCCAUCUUCAAGGAGCUUCAGAGUUUUAGCCAGUAGCUCAGCACAAACUGAAAAGGAUAUUCGGAUUGGUCUUCUUGGUGCAAGUGGCUACACUGGUGCUGAGGUCGUUAGGCUUCUUGCAAAUCAUCCGCAUUUCCGUGUCACUCUGAUGACUGCUGAUAGAAAAGCUGGCCAGUCAAUGGAAAGUGUCUUCCCGCACCUGAGAGCUCAAAAACUACCUAGACUUAUCUCUGUCAAAGACGCAGACUUUUCUACAGUGGAUGCUGUAUUCUGCUGUUUACCUCACGGAACAACUCAGGAAAUCAUCAUGGGACUUCCCACCUCAUUAAAAAUCGUUGAUCUUUCAGCUGACUUCCGGUUGCGUGAUAUCUCAGAAUAUGAAGAAUGGUAUGGUCAGCCACACAAGGCUGUAGAGUUACAGAAAGAAGUUGUGUAUGGCCUAACAGAGAUUCUAAGGGAGGACAUCAAAAAGGCUCGACUGGUGGCUAACCCAGGCUGUUACCCGACUUCCAUUCAACUUCCUCUUGUUCCUUUAAUAAAGGCAAAUCUCAUCAAACAUGAAAACAUUAUUAUCGACGCAAAAUCUGGUGUUAGUGGAGCAGGACGUGGUGCAAAGGAGGCGAAUCUUUACUCUGAAAUCGCUGAAGGCAUUUCUUCUUAUGGUGUCACACGUCAUCGCCAUGUUCCUGAAAUUGAACAAGGAUUAGCUGAUGUUGCACAAUCAAAAGUAACAGUCAGUUUUACGCCUCAUCUCAUGCCAAUGAUACGCGGUAUGCAAUCGACUAUAUAUGUGGAAAUGGCUCCCGGGGUUAGAACCGAAGAUUUGUAUCAGCAACUAAGAACGUCUUAUGAGGAUGAGGAAUUUGUCAAAGUGUUGGAUGAAGGAGUUGUUCCUCGAACCAACGUUAGAGGAUCCAACUAUUGUUAUAUGAAUGUCUUUCCUGAUCGAAUCCAGGGAAGAGCUAUCAUAAUAUCAGUGAUUGAUAAUCUCGUGAAAGGAGCUUCGGGGCAAGCUUUGCAGAAUCUGAACAUAAUGUUGGGAUAUCCUGAAACAACGGGACUCCUACACCAGCCGGUUUUUCCUUGAACGAUGAUAAAGAACAUUUUGUUCUCCCGCCUUGAAAACGUCCAGAAGAUUUCUUACUGUUGCUCUCUCAAGCUGUUUGUUUCCAUUAUCUUCAGGUAACCAAUUUGAAGCUGUUGAGACAGGCAGGGUUAAGCAUAAGAAACAUAGUUAUAUGAUUCAUUAUGUAGGACAAAAAGCCUCUUCUUCUCUUACCAUUUACAAACCAAAAUGGUUUUGUUGUUUGUUUGUUUCUUUUUUCCGUAACUAUUGUUUACUCUGAUUAAAUUUUUCGUUUCACUCAG